GACAUAAGCUGCCAACGGAUUCACAGCAGUAAUGUAAUAAAUAUAUUUGCCACAUAGCUCUGAAACCGCGAAACACAAAAUUCCCACUGCCUGCAAAGUGGAAGCGUAUGAGCAACCACGUUCUUUUUGAUUUCUUUCUAGUUUGUAGUAAACGCCGAUGCAUGCGGCGAUUUUCUUCGGUCAGCAUAUUUUAAUUGCUUGUAGUCACAUAAAGGUGAACGCUUAAGAAAAUCAAUGCUUUGCUUAGCUUUUUGUACAAAUAGCGUAUGAGCAUGACAGAUUUAAAUCCAAACUUUGCAAGUGAGGAAAGAGAUCUUAAAAUUGCUGUUGAAAUCAAUUACGAAUCACCAUUCAGAUUCGGUGAUCAGAAACCAGAAGCUAACACUGCUCCAGUGCAAGAUGGUGAUGCUGAAGCUGUUUGCAAAUAUAUCGUCAAAGCGCCUCGUCCAGAUUCCAAGCUUAUACUUCAGAAUAUGGAAGAAGUUUUAAACUCUGUGAAGAAGAAACACAGACAGAAGCAUAAAAGGAAACGAGAGCAGAGAAAACUGGCUGAAAUGGAAGCAGCAGCAGUCGCUAUUGCUACCGCGGAAUUAGAAAAAACUGAUGGAACAGAGGACAAUGAGAUUGGUAAUGAAAAGUUAAUUGAAAAGACUAGUGGACAUUCAGGAAAUGCGGAAAAUGGCGAAAAAUCUAUUGGAAAGCGUUCGAAAACUAAACCACUCCAAGAAAAAUCUGUUCAGGAAAACGGACAGAAAGCUUCCUCUAAUAGUCGCCGUAAAAGCAAGCAUAUAGAUAACAAAAGUCCUCUAAAAACUCCUUCACCCGAUGGGGAUAUUCUACGGCAUUUCCAACGAACCCAUAAUAACAAUCAGCUAGGUGCAGAUGAUGCGACUGUGACGAAAAUGGAUGCUGCCGGAACUUCGUCCUCGGCAAAUCAACCAAAAACCAUGAAUGCUUUUGAGGUUAUGAUGAAUGCUAGAAAUAAAACGAUCGGAUCCAAUACGCCUGGAAAAGAAACCUCACCAAACAACAGUCAAGAAUCGGCAAUCAACACAAAACGCAAAUUAAUGCUGCAAGAGUGGGCUAACAAAAAGGGUGGCGCAAAGCGCAAAUUAGAAGAAGAAACACGAGCUGCGUACGUUGAACAUGAACUGGAGAAUCGUGCAAAGCGGCUUAAACAAAUGCUCGUGCAAGGAGCAUCACCAAUACAAGAUAAUACUCCUAAAAGUCGAGCAUCAAAUGAUCGGAGAAGCAAGGUCAAAAAAACAAAUAACUCUGAAAAAUUAGCAAACCAAAGUAUCGAAAAAACUAAACGCAAGAAGCGAAUAACAAAACAACUUUUGUCCGUCGAAUCUUCGGAUAAUGAAGCGGUCGUAGAACCAGACGCAGAGACUGACGAAUUUUUAUCUAAACUUAAUUCCCCCACUAAAAAACGGGAUAGUAUUUUGGGUUAUUUCCCACGGAAAGAAUCGCCAUCAGAUGUAGCUGCAAAAAAUUUAAAAGAAACGAUAGCAAAAAGUAAGAAUCUAUCCAAAUUAGAAACUCGAAAGUCGCGUUCACGAUGUUCUACUAAAAGCAGUGCUUUACUACCCACUGAAGCGGCAACUAAGCCUGCUACACCUGUAACAGAAGAGAAACUCCAACCCGUAGAACAAGUUGUUCCGGAACCGGUUGAAAACACACCCUGCGGAAGACCAAAGCGUUCUUGCGCUGGUAAAGCGCGCUAUGACUAUGAUUUAGAAAAAAGUCCGACCAAAUUAAAUCCAAAUUCAACGAAAAAAGGUAUCACAAAGGCUAAACAGGGUGAAAUCUCUAGCAGGGAAGAAGUAAUAAUAGAUUUAGAUGAUAGCGAUAUGUCUGCCUCAACAGAGAAAUUGCCAAAGAAGUUAGCGCCACUUUUUGUUCGCGCAGUACCGAAACCCAGCCCAGAUCCAAUUGCAAUGAAAGCGCGACAAGAUUUUCUAAUGUCAGGUGUACCGGAAAAAAUGCGUUUGGAAAUGGAGAAACAAAAACAAUAUGAACAAACUUAUGAAGAAGACCUGGAUUAUUUCCCACGUGUUUGUCAUGUGCAACAAUUAACUAUUGAGGACACGGAAUUUUUACUUAUUAAACGCGAUUUCAAUUUCAAAUGGAAGCCCAAUGAUGAUGACGAUAACUUUGACAGAUCUGCUAUGGAUUCAUCGCAGAAAAUAAAUGGCAAGGGACGUAGACGGAGAUCUAGCAGCAACACAGGAAGUACCAGAAAAAUUAAAGCAGCAAAGAAAACGGACCUUAGCCUUAAGAAAACGACGCCGCCAAUGUGUACCCUAUUGCCAACAGUUGAGAAUAAACGAGCUAUAAUAAAAUUUUGGAAGUCGGAAUUCGAUCGCUUUCCCACCUUUAAGUGUUACAAUCAAAUGCGCGAAAAAUAUCGCUUUUUUAGUGCUUUGGAUUCAGCACAAGAUAUGGAACAAGUGAGUGAAUCGUUGGUUGUAACGCGUCGAUCGCAGCGUAGACGUGAUACAGAAGCUGUAAGUUCUACCGCUGAGCAAGAUGAUAUAAAGCCACCAGCAACAGCACCCAAUGGAGAGCUUUUGUUCACAGAAAAGUAUAAACCAAUGCUAGUUGAACAAGUGCUUGUGAAUCUAGUGCCGGUCACACAGUUGCGUGAUUUUCUAGCUACAUGGGUCAAUGGUAAUGUGGGGAGUGCACGCAAUUCACAAACAAUGGAUGAUUCAUUCGAUGAGUCUAAUGACUCGACGUCGAGCAUAAGCAAUGCGACGAGCAAUGCUGUGGUGUUGCUAGGGCCGGUGUCAAGUGGCAAAACGAAUGCGGUUUACGCGCUGGCAAAUGAUAUGAAUUUCAAUGUGCUGGAAAUAAAUGCUGGUAUGAAGCGUACGGGAAAGCGUUUAAUACAAGAAUUGCAGGAAGCAACACAGUCGCAUCAAAUUCGCAAAGACUCGACACCCAGCCAAAGUUCCAGCAAAGCGCAGAAAAAUUUACUACGAAUGUCCCUGAACGGCCAGAAACUAAAAAAGCAAAAUUCUCAGAGCCAAUUGGAUGCCGACAGUGGUUGCAAUGCAGAUAUCACUCAAAAUACGCGAAAAUGUUUGAUACUAAUCGAAGAUGCGGAUGUGGUUUUUGAUCAGCUUGACAGCGGGUUUACGGAUGCCAUCUAUACUUUGGCAGCAAGCUCCAAGAGACCUGUCAUUGUAAUGGCUACGAAUCCCAAUUGCCUGCAUUUACAACGUCUAAUGAAUCAAAAUACAAUAUGUUUCACGCCACCAAAUGCGCUUAACAUAUCACGAUUUAUGGCCGUUUUAUCGCUGAUUGAAAACUGUCCCAUCAAUCUGGAUGAUUUAGUGUCUCUAUAUUUAUACAAUCGUAAAGAUUUGCGACGCACUUUGCUAGAGCUGCAGUUUUUCAUACAGAGCGGUGGCGAUCGUAGACAAACAGCAGUAGCGGCAAAUGUUAAAAAUGAAUCGCAACAUCGCACACCGCAAAAGGUUGAAGGCAUAAGACGCGAAUCGGGUUUCUUUGCAUCGCCAACAAAAUGUCGUUUAUCAGAUGAAGAGAAUUCGCAGCAACCUCAGGAGCCGGAUGAGCAACUCGGAAGAAGCGAUAAGAAAAACAGUUCUACUAAGGAUGUAUACAUACACCGUUCGUUGUUCGAGUAUUUCACUUGCAACCAAAAUGAGCAGUGGCGCAUACCAUUUCCAGUUGAUCUCAGCUUGUUACGCGUCAACUUAACUGAAGUGUUUCAGUGCUCGCAACGAUUACACAUGCAACCAGAGUGUGUAAUUGAGAACAGUGAAAAGGGCGCUAAGAAGAUUGGCAGUGAAAAAUUGAGUGCAACUAAACGUAGAACACGUACGCCGAAGAAAACUUGCAUUAACAGUUCGUUAGCUGAAAUUGAAGUUAAUCGCCCGCAACACACUAAGUCUCCACUGGAUGUGAUGUGUGACUUCUAUGAAAACAUUUCGAUUGCUGCAUUGUUGGGUACCCAUAAUGCUGACAUGUCCGAGGGCAGUGGAGGAGCUAUUUAUAGGAAUGGUAUAACGGGUGGGGGUGCUGAUAUGGGUGUCGAUCGGUUGAUGCCACAUCUGUCGGAACACAUUGCUCACGGGAUAGUGGAGGAGGCGAUAAGCGUGAAUUUGGAAGCGAAGGCAUGUCCGUACAAUCUCUUCAAUACGCGUACAGAACGGCUUUCACUUUGCAACUACAUAAACAGCAGCGUAUUUGGUUCGCGCAGUCAGCGUACACGAGCUUUAGAUGUUGAACCAGCGUUGCGUGCGAUCUGUCGCAGCGAGAAACAACGCGCCAUGCAGGAGCGACGCUCAACUCGUUUCUAUCAUUACCUGCGGCAUAGUGCCGCCAAUGUUUCCAGUUUUUCAACGGAGCCGUUCGAUAAUGCCUGUUCCAUAUUGCAAAUUAACACACCAGAUGCCGUGGAGGAAAAAUCGGCUGAAGCAUGAGACUGAAGAUAUAUGUAUAGCCCAUAACGUUCCAAUGUCAACUGAGCUGAAUUUGUUUUACUUACUAACAGCGUUAUUUAGGAAACAGUUGCUGGGUUUUAUCUUUUGCAAUAUGAGCGCAAA
This is a messenger RNA of Rhagoletis zephyria (snowberry fruit fly), 4577 nucleotides long. RefSeq names its product enhanced level of genomic instability 1 (gene elg1). Gene Ontology annotation, cellular component: nucleus. Lineage: Eukaryota; Metazoa; Arthropoda; Insecta; Diptera; Tephritidae. The record is from RefSeq and is a predicted model, not a curated record. Gene Ontology annotation, molecular function: DNA binding; DNA clamp unloader activity.